AACAGGAAAUACCCAAUGAUUAAACAAAAGGGAUUUUACUCUGAUGUGCUCUAUCCAGGAGCCACAGCUUUCUUGGGGGAUGUGUGCGCUGGUCCCAGUGUGUACAAGGAUUUACUGAGACAGGCUGAUCUUGAGCAGCACACACCAAAAGUCACAACAUUUGAGACUCCCGAGAACAUUGAAUCUUACCUGGACAAACAAGUGAUUGGACCAACCACUGAGAUCCUGGCCAAGUCAGACUUCCCACUGCAAGCGUUUAAGCCAAAGGUGCAGCUUCCCUUUCAGGGGUUGCCAGGACAGUGCCCUCGGAAGAUUGAGAUAGAGAGGAGAAGACGGCUAUAUCUCAAACUAGAUAUUGCUCAGCUCUUAGCCAAAAAGGGGAUAGAUUCCAAUCAGCUGAUGCCCAGGCACCAAGACCCUGACAAUAUGCCAGCCAUUGAGCAAAAGAGAGAUCCUCUCUUUCCCAUCUACCUCCCACUGCAGAUAUUUGACGAUGAAGAGUAUGACUGCCGGACUCCAGAAGAGUGGCUCUUGCUGGGGUUGGAGCCAGGAUCUCAAGACAGAAAACCAGUUCCUGGAAAAGCACUUUUACCUACAGAUGAUCAACUGGGACACGAGGAUCCCAAAAGCCACGAGUUGAUCUAUAAGUGGGUCAGCGUUGGCGUCCUGGAUUACGACAAGGAGACAAAACUGUACUUGGUACAUAAGACAAACAAGAGGGGAAUGGUACGGGAUGAAGAAGGGAGGCCUAUUCUAAAUGGAGGAGUAACUCCAGAAGGGAGAGCCCCUCUUAUGCCAUGUCAGUACUGGGUGCCACGAGUCCGUCUGCUGUUUCUUGCGGAAGACCCCCAUGUAUUUGCCCAGCGAGUGGUUUCUGCCAAUACCCUGCGUAAGGAAACACAGGCACUGUUGCGGUACAAUCUGUAUGUGGACUGCAUGCCCGUGGAUGGGCUGAGGAGCAUUGAUGAGAAGAGCCUAGGUAGAAUGAAGCAGCUGGCAAUGAGCACUUCACACCUGAGAAAAGAGAUACGUGUGUUGAACUGUCUGCAAUGCCUGGAAAAGGAGGUGAGCCUAGACUAUGAACGCACCAUGAACAAGAUUAUCUUUGAUGGAGUCAUCACAUCCAAGCCCCAGACGUUUUCAUAUGUCACCCUGCCAGAGAAAGAGGAGGAGAAGGUGCCAGAAAGAGGGCUGGUCAAGAUCCCAGACUAUCCAUUUGAUGAGCAACGGGCAUCUUUUAUUUUUGUUUCGCUCCUGACCAGGCCAGAAGUCAUCCUUGCCUUAUCGCAGGUGCGGGAUGAGUGCAACAAAGCUGCAGCCAUGUCUCUGUUUCAUUCAACCUUGUCUAAGUAUGGCCGGCUAGAGGAGUUUGAACAGAUCCAGACGCAGACCUUCACCCAGGUUCAGAUGUUUCUCAAGGACACCUGGAUCAAUACUCUCAAGAUAGCAGUAAAGAGCAGUCUGAGGGAGAUUGGUAAAGGGUGGUACAAUCUGUAUCAGUCCAACUGGGGUGUAUACCAGAUGUCCAAGCUACAUAAGCUGAUGGAGCUCAUCAAGUUCAACUUGCAAGACUCUGUGCGCUUCCUGGUCCAGGACUCCCUGGUCAGCUUCACUCAGCUUUUGCUGGAUGCUUGCGGCAAUGUCCUGAAUUGCUCGGAGGAUAUGGAAUGGGGAGGGGACCUCAUCAACAGCCCAUACAAGCCACGAAAGAAUCCUCUCUUCGUGGUGGAUCUUAUUCUGGAUAACAGUGGGGUUCACUUCAGCACACCUCUGGAGAACUUCGAGACCUCCCUCAUUUCUCUGUUCGACAAGGGAAUCCUGGCGACCCACACCAUACCACAACUGGAGACGUAUGUGCUGGAGAACAUGUUUAUUAGAGGCACACCACUGCUGGAGUCGGUGGGCCUGCACGAGCCCCCUGUGGAAGAACUGCGCAACACUAUCCGAUCUGCCAUCUGCAAGGCAGUGAUCCCCCUCCAAGCCUACGCCAAGCAGUAUGAGAACCAGUUAGAGCUGAAUAAUAAUGACAUCAAUUCCUUUCUAAAAGAGUACCAAGCCCAAUGCCCCUCUGCCCAGGAUGUGAGAAAUAUAGUAAACCUGCACUUGUCUGAAAAGGAGAUGCUGGACAACACUCUGCCAAGCUCCAUCAUCAUCGGUCCCUUCUACGUCAGCAUUGAAGGUGUCAAGCAAAAUCUGUCCAAAAAACGCAAAGCCCUAGCCACCUCCAUGUUGGACCUACUGGCUAAGAACCUACACCUACAGGUGGAAAAUAUCUGUGAAGCAUUCAAAGCCAUCAGCCGGAAAAUGUAUGAGAAACCAAACAGCAUUGAGGAGCUGGCUGAGCUGCGGGAGUGGAUGAAGGGAGUCCCUGAGCAGCUGAAAGCGCAGGAAGAACUCAUAAUUAAGGUCAUGGAAGAUUAUGAGGUUAUGGAGGAAUUCCUUUACAACCUUACCCAAGAUGAUUUCAAUGACAAGUGGGCUGCGAGCAACUGGCCUCUGAAAAUCGCCACACAGACGGAGAUGAUUCGGCAGCAGCACCUAGAAGAUGAAGAGAGGUUCCGCAAAAUUCAGCUCAUGGAUCAGAACAACUUUCUGGAACGGCUGGAUGGUCUGCAGCUGGUCGUGGCUGGAUUUUCUGUCCAUAUGGACAUUACACGAGCACAUGAGAUAGCAAAUGAAGCGAGAAGGGUCAAGAAGCAGUUGAAGGAGUCUCAGCAGAUGGCGCUGCUUUACAACAACAGGGAGCGGAUAUUUGGAUUGCCAGUUACUAAUUAUGAUAAGCUGUCCAGGAUGGUUAAGGAAUUCCAGCCAUACUGGGAUCUCUGGACCACAGCAUCAGACUGGAUACGCUGGUCCGAGAGCUGGAUGAACGACCCCCUCUCUGCAAUUGAUGCUGAACAGCUAGAGAAGAAUGUCAAUGAAUCCUUUAAGACCAUGCACAAGUGUGUGAAGCAGUUCAAGGAUGUACCAGCAUGCCAGGAUGUAGCGGUGGAAAUCCGGGGCAGGAUUGAAGAAUUCAGACCAUAUAUCCCCCUGAUUCAGGGCCUGCGCAAUCCUGGCAUGCGGAACCGGCACUGGGAGAUGCUUUCCAAGGAGAUCAACAUCAAUGUUAAGCCCAAGGCCAAUCUGACAUUUUCUCGCUGUCUGGAGAUGAAGCUGCUGGACCACAUUGACAGCGUUGCCAAAAUAGCUGAGAUAGCGGGCAAGGAGUUCUCCAUUGAGAAUGCACUUGAUAAGAUGGAGAGCGAAUGGGUCUCCAUCCUGUUUAAUGUAAUGCCCUAUAAAGAGACAGAAACCUUCAUUCUGAAGAGCCCUGACGAAGCUUCGCAGCUCCUAGAUGAUCAUAUUGUCAUGACUCAAAGCAUGUCCUUCUCACCGUACAAGAAACCCUUUGAAGACAGGAUGAACACCUGGGAAACCAAGCUGAAGAUGACACAGGAUGUCCUAGAGGAGUGGCUGACAUGCCAGCGCUCCUGGCUAUACCUGGAGCCCAUCUUUAGCUCAGAGGACAUCAAUAGACAGCUGCCAGUAGAAAGCAAACGUUACCAAACCAUGGAUAGGACCUGGAGGAAGAUCAUGAAGAAUGCUAAUGAGAACAGAGAGGUGAUUUCCCUGUGUCCUGAUCCCAGGCUGCUGGAGAGCCUUCGGAAAUGUAAUCAGCUACUUGACCUUGUGCAGAAGGGGCUGAGUGAAUACCUAGAGACCAAGAGAGGAGUUUUCCCCAGGUUCUACUUCCUUUCGGAUGACGAGCUGCUGGAGAUACUGUCUCAGACAAAGAACCCCACUGCUGUACAGCCUCACCUCCGCAAGUGCUUUGAGAAUAUUGCACGGCUGCUCUUCCAGGAGGACCUACAGAUCACACACAUGUACUCUGCAGAAGGGGAGGAGGUGAAGCUGGUUUUCCCCAUUUAUCCCACUGGCAAUGUGGAGAACUGGCUGCUGGAAGUCGAGAAAUCUAUGAAGGCCAGCGUGCGGGACAAUAUUGAAAGAUCGAUCAGGGUUUAUCCACAUACACCACGUAGUUCAUGGGUCUUGCAAUGGCCUGGGCAGGUGACCAUCGCUGGCUGUCAAACUUACUGGACAAAGGAAGUAUCUGAGGCCCUGGAGGCUGGGGAUUUGUCCACCAGGCUGUUUCCACAGCUGAGCGCUCAGCUAAGUGAUCUGGUAGCCCUUGUUCGAGGAAAGCUGUCGAGGAUGCAGCGAACAGUGUUAUCAGCUCUCAUUGUGAUUGAAGUCCAUGCCAAGGAUGUCGCUGCUAAGCUGAUUGAGGAGAAUGUGAUGAGUGAGAAUGAUUUUGAGUGGAUCUCUCAGCUCAGAUACUACUGGACAAGGAAUGAUCUGUACAUCCGAGCAGUGAAUGCUGAAUUCAUCUAUGGCUAUGAAUAUUUGGGAAACAGUGGACGCCUGGUCAUCACACCCCUCACUGACAGGUGCUACUUGACACUUACUGGAGCUCUGCAUCUAAAAUUUGGAGGAGCACCUGCAGGACCUGCUGGAACAGGCAAAACUGAAACAACUAAAGAUCUGGGGAAAGCUCUAGCCAUACAGACAGUAGUGUUCAACUGCUCCGACCAGCUUGACUUCAUGGCUAUGGGAAAAUUCCUGAAGGGACUAGCCAGCUCCGGUGCGUGGGCUUGCUUUGAUGAGUUUAAUCGCAUUGACAUUGAGGUGUUGUCCGUAGUGGCUCAACAGAUCACAACCAUUCAGAAGGCCCAGCAGCAAAGGGUGGACCGCUUCAUGUUUGAAGGAACUGAGAUCCCAUUGGUCCCAUCCUGUGCAGUCUUCAUCACCAUGAACCCUGGAUAUGCUGGACGCACUGAAUUACCAGAUAACUUAAAGGCUCUCUUCCGUCCUGUGGCUAUGAUGGUUCCAGAUUACUCCAUGAUUGCAGAGAUUUCUCUCUACUCCUUUGGGUUCAAUGACGCCAAGGUCCUAGCAAAGAAGAUCACCACUACGUUCAAACUGUCAUCGGAACAGCUCAGCAGCCAGGACCAUUAUGACUUUGGAAUGAGAGCUGUGAAGACUGUGAUCUCAGCUGCUGGCAACUUAAAGAGAGAGAAUCCUACCAUGAAUGAAGAGCUGAUCUGCCUUAGGGCCAUCCGGGAUGUCAAUGUACCCAAGUUCCUCCAGGAUGACCUCAAGCUGUUCAAUGGUAUUGUCUCUGACUUGUUUCCCAAGAUCAAAGAGGAGCCUAUUGAAUAUGGCAUCCUAGAAGAAGCAAUCCACAAAUCCUGCAUCAAAGACAACCUGAAGGAUGUUGAAGGUUUUGUGACAAAGUGCAUCCAGCUAUAUGAAACCACUGUGGUGCGCCAUGGCCUCAUGCUGGUGGGGCCAGCAGGCUCGGGGAAAACAAAGUGUUACAGAGUUCUGGCAGCUGCAAUGACCUCUCUGAAAGGUCAGCCUUCGGUCAGUGGUGGGAAUUAUGAAGCAGUCAACUACUUUAUACUGAAUCCGAAAUCCAUCACUAUGGGCCAGCUUUAUGGAGAGUUUGACUUGCUAACGCAUGAAUGGACGGAUGGGAUUCUUUCAUCACUCAUUCGGGUGGGAGCAAUCGCCAGUGAUACAAAUAAGAAAUGGUAUGUGUUUGAUGGGCCAGUCGAUGCGGUCUGGAUUGAGAAUAUGAACACCGUGCUGGAUGAUAAUAAGAAGCUGUGUCUUAGCUCUGGAGAAAUCAUUAAGCUAACAGAGAUGAUGACCAUGAUGUUUGAAGUACAGGACCUGGCUGUUGCCUCCCCGGCCACAGUAUCCCGGUGCGGCAUGGUUUACCUGGAGCCCAGCCUCUUGGGGCUCGAGCCCUUCACUUGGUGCUGGCUGAGGAAAAUUCCAGACAUCAUGAAGCCUUUCUCAGAGCAGUUAGCAUCCCUCUUCAGCAGAUUUCUAGAGGAGUCCAUCAGCUUUGUCCGGAGUUCAGUGAAAGAGAUAAUUGCCUCAACAGACAGUAACCUGACGAUGAGCCUUCUCAAACUACUGGAGUGCUUCUUUGAACCUUUCAUUCCCAUUGAGGGAAUUAGGAAGGUUCCCCGUGAGAAGGCUGACCGACUUGGAGAACUGAUUGAACCCUGGUUCAUGUUCUCCUUGAUCUGGAGUGUGGGUGCAACUGGAGAUGCCCAAAGCCGCGUGGCCUUCAGCAUGUGGUUGAGAGAGAAGAUGGCAAGUGAACAGAUCCAGUUACUUUUCCCAGAGGUGGGGCUGGUUUAUGAUUAUAAACUGGAUGAUGCUGGGCUCAGCAAUCCUGAGGAAGAUAUAGAUGAAGAUGUUGUCAAGGAGGUGGGCUGGGUGAAUUGGAUGGAUUACACUGCACAGUUCACCAUAGUUCCUGACACAAGUUUCUGUGACAUUAUAAUCCCCACAAUGAAUACUGUCCAGAUGGCCCACCUGCUGGAAAUGCUGCUCACCAAUCGAAAACCAGUUCUCUGUGUUGGUCCAACUGGCACUGGGAAGACUCUCACGAUUUCAGACAAACUUUUGAAGAACUUGCCUCUAGAAUACAUCACCCACUUUCUAACAUUUUCUGCUCGCACCUCAGCCAAUCAAACCCAGGACCUCAUUGACAGCAAACUGGAUAAAAGGAGAAAGGGGGUGUUUGGUCCUCCUCUUGGCAAGUACUUCAUAUUUUUCAUUGAUGACCUAAAUAUGCCGGCACUGGAGACCUAUGGUGCUCAGCCACCCAUUGAGCUGCUUCGGCAGUGGAUGGACCACCAGGGCUGGUACGACAGGAAACAGAUUGGUAUCUUUAAGAACCUGGUGGAUAUUAACUUCGUCUGUGCCAUGGGCCCCCCAGGCGGAGGAAGGAAUGCCAUCACGGCACGCCUCACCCGUCAUUUCAACUAUCUUUCCUUUACGGAGAUGGAGGACAGCAGCAAGAAGAAAAUCUUCUCCACCAUUCUUGGCAGCUGGAUGGCUGGACUCCUUGGAGAAAGAAGUUUCAGAGAUCCAGUCCCUGGAGCCCCUGGAGUCGAGCACUUGAAUGAGCCCCUUGUCGAUGCCACCAUUCGUGUGUAUUCAACCAUCACGUCCCAACUGUUGCCUACUCCAGCAAAGUCACACUAUACCUUUAAUCUGAGGGACCUCUCCAAAGUUUUCCAGGGGAUGCUCAUGGCUGAAGCCUGCAAAAUCGAGGACAAACUGCACCUGCUCAGGCUCUGGUAUCAUGAGAGUUGCCGUGUGUUCCGCGACCGCCUGGUUAAUGAUGAGGACCGCAACUGGUUUGAUGAUCUGAUGAAGAGCAUGAUGGCAGAGUGGGACACCACCUUUGAGGAGGUUAUCCCCUACCAGCCAGUUCUCUUUGGGGAUUUCAUGAUGCCUGGUGCUGAUGUCAAAAUAUAUGAACUAAUUGAUGACCAGGAAAAGCUUAUGCGUGUGAUUGAGGAGUACAUGGAGGAGUACAAUCAGAUCAACACCACCAAGAUGAAGCUGGUGCUCUUUAUGGAUGCUAUGCAGCACAUCUGCCGGAUCAGCCGGAUCCUGCGCCAGGCACUGGGGAAUGCUCUCCUCCUGGGCGUUGGAGGAAGCGGAAGGGAGUCUCUCACCAGGCUGGCAUCUCACAUGGCCGAUUAUGAAUGUUUCCAGAUUGAACUUUCCAAAAACUAUGGGAUGGCAGAGUGGCGAGAAGAUGUCAAGAAAAUCAUGCUGAAGGCUGGCCUGCAGAGACUGCCCAUUACCUUUCUAUUCACGGACUCACAGAUUAAAAGCGAAUCUUUCCUGGAGGAUAUCAACAAUGUGUUGAACUCCGGAGACAUUCCCAAUCUGUAUGCCCCGGAUGAGCAAGAUCAGAUCAUGACUACUAUGAAGCCCAUCGUUCAGGACCUAGGGCAGCAGCCCACCAAGGCCAACCUGAUGGCAGCAUACACAGGACUAGUUCGCAGUAAUAUCCAUAUGGUCCUUUGCAUGAGCCCUAUUGGAGAGGUCUUCCGUGCACGGCUGAGACAGUUCCCCUCUCUAGUGAACUGCUGUACUAUUGACUGGUUUAAUGAGUGGCCUGCAGAAGCCCUGCAGUGCGUUGCAUCUUCCUUUUUGCAAGAGAUCCCAGACCUUGAAGCCACCUCUGAAGUUAUAGAUGGAAUGAUUCAGGUGUGUGUAGCGAUCCACCAGAGCGUAGCAGUGAAGUGCAAAGUGUACCUGGCCGAGUUGGCCAGACACAAUUAUGUCACUCCCAAGAGCUACCUGGAGCUCCUUGGCAUUUUCACAGCCCUGAUCGGGAAAAAGAAACAGGAGCUGAACACAGCGAAGAAGAGGAUGAAGAGUGGCUUGGACAAGCUACUGCGAACAGCAGAAGAUGUAGCAAAGAUGCAGGAAGAGCUAGAAUCAGCACGUCCCCUUCUGGCAGAGGCAGCCAAAGACACACUGGCAACCAUGGAACAAAUAAAGGUGGACACGGCCGUGGCGGAGGAGACUCGAAAUGCUGUGCAGGCUGAAGAGAUGAAAGCCAAAGUAAAAGCUCAGACAGCCCAGGCCAUUGCAGACGAUGCCCAGAAGGACCUGGCAGAAGCUCUCCCUGCACUGGACGCUGCGCUAGCCAGCCUAAGAAACCUUAACAAAAAUGAUGUCACGGAGGUGCGAGCUAUGCAGAGACCUCCCCUUGGGGUGAAGAUGGUGAUUGAAGCUGUCUGUAUUAUGAAAGGAAUCAAGCCCAAGAAAGUGGCUGGAGACAAGCCAGGCUCUAAGAUGGAUGACUACUGGGAGCCGGGCAAGGGCCUUCUUCAGGACCCAGGGAAGUUCCUGGAAAGCCUGUUUAAAUUUGAUAAGGACAACAUUGCAGAUUCAGUAAUUAAAGCCAUCCAGCCGUAUAUUGACAACGAGGAGUUUCAACCAGCAGCCAUAGCCAAAGUAUCCAAAGCCUGCACCUCCAUCUGCCAGUGGGUGCGUGCCAUGCACAAAUACCACUUUGUGGCCAAAGGAGUGGAACCAAAGCGGCAAGCCUUGCGGGAGGCAGAAGAGGACCUGCAGGUCACUCAGAAGAUCCUUGAUGAAGCCAAGGACCGCCUGAGAGAAGUGGAGGAUGGCAUUGCCACCCUGCAGGCCAAGUACAGGAGCUGCAUCGCCAAGAAGGAGGAACUGGAGAUGAAGUGUGAGCUGUGUGAGCAGAGGCUGGGCCGGGCUGACAAGUUAAUUAAUGGCCUGGCAGAUGAGAAGGUGCGCUGGCAGGACACAGUCCAGAACCUGGAUUAUAUGAUCAACAAUAUCGCAGGAGAUGUGCUGAUUUCAGCUGGCUUCGUGGCAUACCUGGGCCCUUUCACAGGCCAAUACCGCACAGCACUAUGUGAGGACUGGCUAAAGAAACUGGAGGAACACGAUGUCCCGCACACCAGGGAGCCAAACUUGAUAAGCACUCUGGGAGACCCAGUGAAAAUCAGAUCAUGGCAGAUUGCCGGCUUGCCUAAUGACACCCUGUCUGUGGAGAAUGGAGUAAUAACACAGGUUUCACAGCGCUGGACUCACUUCAUAGACCCCCAGGGACAAGCCAACAAAUGGAUCAAGAACUUGGAGAAGGAGAACGGUUUGGAGGUGGCUAAGCUGAGCGACCGGGACUUUCUGCGCAGCUUGGAGAACUCCAUUCGCUUCGGAAAGCCGUUCCUGCUGGAGAACGUAGGGGAGGAACUGGAUCCGGCUCUCGAGCCCGUCUUGCUGAAACAGACUUAUAAACAGCAAGGCAGCACGGUAUUGAAGCUGGGCGAUACGGUUAUUCCAUACCAUGAGGACUUCAAGAUGUACAUCACCACCAAUCUGCCCAAUCCCCACUACACGCCAGAGAUCUCCACCAAGCUCACGCUGAUUAACUUCACCCUCUCGCCCAGUGGCUUGGAAGACCAGUUGCUGGGACAAGUGGUAGCUGAGGAGCGACCGGACUUAGAAGAGGCCAAGAACCAGCUGAUCAUUAGCAAUGCCAAGAUGCGACAAGAGCUGAAGGAGAUAGAGGAUCAGAUCCUCUACCGGCUAAGCUCCUCCGAGGGAAAUCCUGUCGAUGACUUGGAGCUCAUCAAAGUGCUGGAGGCAUCCAAGCUAAAAGCAGGGGAAAUCCAGGCCAAAGUGAAGAUUGCCGAGCAGACAGAAAAAGACAUCGACAUCACUCGUCUGGAGUACGUGCCUGUAGCUGUCCGCACUCAGAUCCUUUACUUCUGCGUCUCUGACCUGUCCAACGUUGACCCCAUGUAUCAGUAUUCGCUCGAGUGGUUCCUUAACAUCUUCUUGUCCGGAAUCACAAACUCCGAGAGAGCAGACACCCUGAAGAAGCGGAUAGUGAACAUAAACAAUUACCUCACCUUCAGUCUCUACAGCAAUGUGUGCCGCAGUCUCUUUGAGAAGCACAAGCUCAUGUUUGCCUUUCUGCUGUGUGUCCGGAUCAUGAUGAAUGAAGGGAAAAUCAACAUGGACGAAUGGCGUUACCUCCUGUCUGGAGGUGCCAUUAAAACGAUGAGAGAGAACCCAGCUCCUGAGUGGCUGUAUGAGAGAGCGUGGGGUGACAUCUUGGCCUUAACCAACCUGAAGAAUUUCUCCAGCUUUGCGGAUGAUUUUAUUGACAAUAUCCAGGAGUUCCGUGCAAUUUUUGACAGUGCUGAGCCGCACAGAGAGCCCCUGCCUGGGAAGUGGGACAGCACGUUGGACUCCUUCCAGAAGCUGCUGCCCCUACGCUGCCUGCGAGGGGAUAAGGUCACCAACGCCAUGCAGGAUUUUGUGGCCAUGAAUCUGGACCAGCGCUUUAUCGAACCGCAGGGUCCCCGAGCCGAGGCUAUGAUGCGAAGUGCUAUGGAACGUGGGAAGUGGGUCUUCUUCCAGAACUGUCACUUAGCCCCAAGCUGGAUGCCUUCGCUGGAGAGACUCAUAGAGAGCAUCAAUCCUGACAAGGUGCACCGUGACUUUCGCCUUUGGCUCACCAGUUUACCCAGUAACCAGUUCCCAGUGUCCAUCCUCCAGAAUGGCUCCAAGAUGACCAUUGAGCCCCCCCGAGGGGUCAAGGCCAAUCUGCUGAAGUCCUACAUUAGCCUGAGUGAUGACUUCCUGAACUCCUGCUCCAAGAUCUCCGAGUUUAAGGCCUUGCUGCUGUCACUUUGCCUGUUCCAUGGUAAUGCCCUGGAGCGGCGGAAGUUUGGGCCACUGGGGUUCAAUAUCCCGUACGAGUUCACGGAUGGAGACCUCCGCAUUUGCAUCAGCCAGCUAAAGAUGUUCUUGGACGAAUAUGCAGACAUCCCGUACAAGGUUCUGAAGUAUACAGCUGGUGAGAUCAAUUAUGGAGGCCGAGUGACAGAUGAUUGGGACAGGCGAUGCAUCAUGAAUAUAUUAGAAGAUUUCUACAAGCCGGAAGUUCUAACUGAGGAUUUUGCUUAUUCCGAGUCAGGGAUCUACAGACAGAUCAGCACCACCUAUGAUCUUAAUGGAUACAUCCAAUACAUCAAGAGUCUGCCACUCAAUGACAACCCGGAGAUAUUCAGCUUACAUGACAAUGCCAACAUCACCUUUGCUCAGAACGAGACCUUUGCCCUGCUCGGGGCCAUCAUUCAGCUGCAGCCAAAGACGUCCACCUCAGGAGGCCUCGGCAGGGAGGAGCUUGUAGAGGAGACAUCAAAGGACAUCUUGAAGAAGGUCCCUGACCCCAUUAACGUGCAGGAGGUGAUGCUGAAAUACCCGGUGCUGUACGAGGAGUCCAUGAACACAGUGCUGGUGCAGGAGGUGAUCAGGUACAAUCGGCUGCUGGAAGUAAUUGCACAGACACUGCAGGAUUUGCUGAAAGCUCUCAAGGGCCUGGUGGUGAUGUCAUCCCAGUUGGAGCUCAUGGCCAACAGCCUGUUCAACAAUAGCGUUCCAGAGCUCUGGAAUGCCAAGGCGUACCCAUCCCUGAAGCCCUUGGCCUCCUGGGUUAAUGACCUGCUGCAGCGGAUUGACUUCCUGCAACGAUGGAUCACUAAGGGGAUCCCGCCUGUGUUCUGGAUCAGUGGCUUCUUCUUCCCCCAAGCCUUUCUCACAGGGACGCUGCAGAACUUUGCCAGGAAAUCAAUCGUCUCCAUCGAUACCAUUGCGUUUGACUUUCAGGUGAUGAGAGAGUCAGUGAACGAGCUGGCCCAGCGUCCCGUCCAGGGUUGUUAUAUUCAUGGCCUGUUUCUGGAAGGCGCUCGCUGGGAUCCCCUCUCCUUUCAGCUAGCAGAGUCACGCCCCAAGGAGCUUUACACAGAGAUGGCAGUGAUCUGGCUCGUCCCUGUUCCCAACCGCAAACCUCCAACCACGGGCUUCUACCUGUGCCCAAUCUACAAGACGCUCACUCGAGCAGGGACAUUGUCAACAACAGGUCAUUCUACCAAUUAUGUGAUUGCGGUGGAGAUCCCCAGCAGUAAACUCCAGAGGCACUGGAUCAAACGGGGUGUAGCCCUGAUCUGUGCGCUAGACUUCUAGGAAGCCAUAGCAGCAAGGGGUCUGCGCACCAAGGUACAGUUGUACUGUGUAUUUGUAGGCACUGCUUGGUUGGUGCAGUCAACUAGGGCUAGAACAGGCUUGUAAUUAAACCCUGCUCUGGCUGCCCCUGCCUCUCAGAGCUCUUGUUUAGUUGUCAUAAAUAAAGAAGCUGUUCUAUUUUACUAAUAUCGUGCUUGUUUCUUCUAAUCAGGUGCCCCCUCUCCUCCCACUAGUGUUUAAACUAGGCAGCAGCUCAAGUCAAGGGCCAGGAAAUGCAGAGACCAGCAUGGUUCCCACUGCAGGAGCUGGUAACUGACUAGAGCAGCUUAGGCCAGGUGCAAUUAUUGUGUGUCUGCUGAUAUUCUACCUGUUGCACUGACUGC
This is a messenger RNA of Emys orbicularis (European pond turtle), 12764 nucleotides long. It is a transcript of the gene DNAH1, whose product is annotated as dynein axonemal heavy chain 1. Gene Ontology annotation, molecular function: dynein light intermediate chain binding; dynein intermediate chain binding; minus-end-directed microtubule motor activity. Gene Ontology annotation, cellular component: dynein complex. The transcript has 77 exons. Bases 16 to 12381 code for a protein of 4121 amino acids. The record is from RefSeq and is a predicted model, not a curated record. NCBI's taxonomy places the organism in Eukaryota, Metazoa, Chordata, Testudines, Emydidae. Gene Ontology annotation, biological process: microtubule-based movement.